UCAUCGUAAGUGCAGCUAUCACACAGUCGGCGCGCAAGCUCAUCGUUGAUAGCGUACACACCACAGUCGAAGAAUAAGGUGACCCUCACUGUUUAAAGAAAAAAAGUAGAGACAAAACAUUUGAAACAAAAAGCUGGUCAAACAACAUCAACUGAUCUAAAAUCAAGAUGAAUAAAUUCCUGAUCUGUUUAACACUUUGUCAUGCUUUUUCUGCUGUGUCAAAUGCAGCUCGGGUCGACGACCAGUCGUAUGCCAACUUUCUUCAAAUAUACAGCGGGACUUUCGACGGAGGAGAAAUCACAUUCCUCAAUGGGACAAGAUAUGCGCCACUCGGAGCACUAACAAAAAACCCAAUUAUAAAUACAAAAAUAGGCGAUGCCUCGGCACAAAAAUUUUUCACCCGCAAAUCUUACUAUGACAUCAUUCAAUUUUAUGUUGAGGCAACGAAAGUAGUAAAUGGAACAAUUGUGCUAAAAACGUACACAAUUAUGAUAAACCGAACUACUGGAGUUUUACCAGAAAAUUGGACUGCCGACAUUGCUACGUAUGCUGGAUGUGAUUCUGUAAUAAGUCGUUUGGGUAACGCUAAUGAUCAAUUCACAAGCUUUGUAGAUUGGUGCGGCAAUCAGCAAGUUCCUAGAGCGACGAUAAUUGUGAACUGCACUGGACAGUUUUGGUCAUUGGAAGAUGGAUCGUUCUAUAAGACGUUAAAGCAAGAACAUGUGACUGGCUGGCCAUCGAGCUUCAACAAUGUUCUAAAACCGCAAAAGCCUUGUGGUUACUGAUUGAUGUAUUGAACAUCAGUCUAUCAUGGUAGCUGCCACAACUUACACAAGUUCAUAGAAACUGAAAACAUGUUUUACAUUCUCAAGAGUAUAUUUUUUUUUUCAAAUGAUUCGACGUACGGUUUUCGGCAGAAAUUUAACUAGAAAAAAUAAAACUUUGAAAACACCUAACAGUGUAAGUAAAAAUAAAGAAAUGUGUGUUUGUCUUGUUCUAUGAUAAAUAAAUUAUUUUAAAAAUA
Physella acuta is the source of this 1024-nucleotide messenger RNA. RefSeq lists its product as uncharacterized. Lineage: Eukaryota; Metazoa; Mollusca; Gastropoda; Physidae. The record is from RefSeq and is a predicted model, not a curated record.